Cheilinus undulatus (humphead wrasse) is the source of this 1526-nucleotide messenger RNA. RefSeq names its product zinc finger, matrin-type 5 (gene zmat5). Gene Ontology annotation, molecular function: zinc ion binding. Lineage: Eukaryota; Metazoa; Chordata; Actinopteri; Labriformes; Labridae. The record is from RefSeq and is a predicted model, not a curated record. Gene Ontology annotation, cellular component: U12-type spliceosomal complex. The coding region runs from base 184 to 711 and encodes 175 amino acids. The transcript is spliced from 6 exons.
UCCGUAUUUGGGAGAAGCGCAGCAGUUCAGUUGGAUUCAGGGUUUGUUUGUCUUUUCUAACUAGUUUUGUGUUAACCGUGCGCUGUAUUUUUUUCAAACCGUCAUCACGGGGAGGGAUAGCGCUGCUACGUCAAUGAGUUAUAAAAGGUAACAUCCUGCUGUCUUGAGCACAUCACUCUCACCAUGGGGAAGAGAUACUACUGUGACUACUGUGAUCGCUCCUUCCAGGACAACAUGCACAACAGGAAGAAACAUCUGAAUGGCGUCCAGCACCACAGAUCUAAAAAGGCUUGGUUCGACCACUUCAGAGACUCAUCAGCAAUUCUGUACGACGAACAAGCAAAGAAAGCCUGCAGAAAGUUUCUCCAGAAAGGAAUUUGUGAUUUUGGUCCUAACUGCAGGUUUUCUCACAUGUCUGAAGAAGAUCUGGAAAAUUUAAAAAGACAAGUGGAGGAUGAACGGCAGCUAAGAGAGGACUCUGAGGACCCUUUUUUGCCUGGGCGGAGUAUAGAAGAAUGGCUCUCCAGAAGGGAAAAGAAGCAAACUGCCCACGGCGUCAAAGGAAAUCUAGAAAAUAAAGACGACUGCGAAGACAGCCAAGGGGAAAGCGACAUACCUCCACAGCUCCUCUCCAUCCCUGACCUCCCGCCCUCCCUGCUGCCUCCUCCUGCGGGCGGAUGGAAAGCCACAGUGAACACGGAGUGGGGCUGAGAGAUAUUCACAAAUCCCUGUUAAGUGGAUGUUUGACAUUCAGAGGAGGAGGAAUGGUACAGAAUACAUAUAUCAUUAAGAGCUCACCUUCACAUAGAAGUACCUACCUGUGCAGGUUUAAAGAAAGGUCUUCAAACAGGAAGGGAAGCCAUUUCUCUUUUCAAAAACUGGAAUACAGUUUGAUUAGAGAAUGCUUCGCUUUUCCACACAUUCUGUUUUCAAUAAAAAAUAAUGAAUUAAAACACCCACUUCUUAGACAGCAAGGUACAGUUAAUCUGAGAUUAGUACAUUCAAUACAGGCGAUGCAAAAUAAGCCUCAUAAUUGACAUUUUGGCAGAGUUUUAUAGACGGUAGAGAGACUCCUCAAAGGAGAACCAUUUGGUGUCAUGUCGUCCCAAAAGAAAGGAAGGAUUGCUGAACAGAUGGAAAUAAUUUUUUGUCUUAUUUUAAUCCUGUGCUGCGUCACCGGGGGAAUCACUGAUCUGACUAAAUUUAAUUUCUUUCCAAGCCUCUGGAAAACAUAAUUUUCCUUCCUAAUUGUAAAGCAGGCAAACUUAUGAUUAGGAUUAUAUUUAAUAUUCAAAGUUUUGUUAAAAAGUUUGUUCAAACUUGUUUUCAUCAACAAGCUUCAGCAGAUUUCAUGUAUUUGUAACUAAUGUAUUCAUAUUUGUCACUGGCUUUAUAAUCCUGAAUUACAUAACUCCUCCUACAUGGGUUUUUGCUGGGAUGUACUUUAUAUACUUUUAUCUGCAUCUGUUACAUACCUGAUGCUAAGUUUGCAGCAGAAUGCUCAUUAAAGUUUUCUUUUUUUCUAA